AUGACCAGGCUCCGAGGAGCUUCACUUGACUCUCCGCACCCUCAUUCUAGUGGCGGCGACAGACAGUACUGCCGGUCGAAACUACCCCCAAAUGCGCCUGACAUCAUUGCACAGAACACUGUCGAAGUCUUGGAUCCAUCGCGCGUGCUUCCGUGGUAUCGUGAUGAGCGCAGACGUCGUUUUAACAUCUUAGUACGAAGAUACAAGAACCAGCUUCUCUACGGUUGCGAUGAUCCAGGAUGUCGAACGCCAACAUGCGCCAGUCGGCGUCGUCGGGUCAGCGAAGGCCCAUAUCGUCAGUACACCGAGCUUAGCGCACGAACACUCGCCUGUUACCUCGCCAGUUUAGACGACGCCGAGAACGGACUCUGUUGCAAUAACCCAAAGGCGCCAUCCGAUCUGACGGUCCACGAUUAUCACCGAAUAUCCCUACAGCGAUCACGCGCCUUCCAAGCCCAAGCCGUGGCCGCCGCAACAGCAGCGGAAGAACAGAACAGUUUCCUACGCGGUCCGGAUCGUGAGAGCGGCAAUGCAUUCAAGAGAAGGAUGGAACAAUCGACUUCAACGGAUGCGGCAGGCUCUGACGCAGCGGGGGCGUCGUCAUCUUCGGGAAAUGGACACCCCAGUGGCUAUUACUUUCAAGAUCUUGACUACGCCGCUGAACAGCCAUUAAAAGAUCCGAAAUCAUUUACACAAAACCUCUUCGAUACCUUGUCCCUUCGAAUGGUCGAGUGGCUGCCACUGCGUCGCACUACGGAGUCUCUUUCGCACAAGUUCAAACAACAAUCGUCACAGUCGGAUAAUGCAUCUCAAACAGACCAAGGCAGUGGUUUGCCUGAUAAAGAAAGUGAGAAGGGAAGGCCGAGUCAGGGAAAACCCACCUCUUCGCACUCACAAAAUCCCAAUCCACGUACACCCUCAUCGCGCACAUCGGGAAACCAGACAGCAGUCGAGCUUAAAUUCCAAAAUCAACACGUCAAGCGACUUUCUCUGACAGAAAUGGAUCAAUGGAGGCAAUCGCCGCGCUCAAGCAUGGAGGAAAAGAAACGGCCGGAAUACAAAAGUCGCAAAGUGUCUUUAAAGUCCCAAUUAAACACGAAUGAUUUUGCCACCAUGCCCUCCCCGCCCGCCUUGAAGCAUAGGCCACAGAAGCAUCGAGGAAGGAUUGGCGACAUGGAGAGCACUCGGUCGAAAGACUGCCCUAGGAAUCAGCGUCGCGUCUCUUGGGAUAACCAGAGGAUGAUCAAUCAGCCUUCUUUAGAAGACAGUCCUGGAAAGCCUCUUUUACCACCCCAAAGUGACAUCGAAAUCGAGUCUCCAAGCAACCGAAAAGCCAAAAGUGCACCUCGCAGCCACCUCGCGGAACAGGGCCCAAUGGCUCAGACAGUUUCUCAUCUCACUGCGGAAAUCAUCGAUGGCUUGGGUCAAAUCAUGGUAGAAUCGUCCGAGGACGAAGAGGCUUGGAGAGAAGAAAUCGAUCGCAUUCAGUAUGCAGGAAGUUUUGAUCAUCCGGACUGGCGAUUUGCUACAUCGCGCCAACGCCAGGCCUUCCCAUUUAUAUCACAAAGCGUGUAUUUUGUGUUGGGCAACACUACGCAUAUCCUACGCUCUUUUGGAACAAAUUCAAUACCCAACUCUACAUCAUCUAAAGGAGCUACUGAUAAUCGCCUCGAUGUCUCACGUCUUCAAGGGUCAUUACAAAACCUCUUUACUAUCUGCCCAUGGGAUAUCGCAUUGCAUAGUUUAUGGGGUGCGUUAGACAAGCUGUUCGUCCCCCCAAACGAUUUUUCCUCUUCUGCCCGACACUCCCGUCGUUCUUCUCAUAGCUCUACCAUGACCGGUCCAACUACAGCACCGCCACUCGCUCGGCGUAUCUCUGAGGUUGCAAAUGAAGAUCACCUCUCCGAUGGUGAUGCUGCCUAUAUUGCCACAGUUGCUCUAUUCGCUCUAGUCAGCUCGAUCCCGAAUAUUGAUGUUAGCACAUGGCGUCAAAUUCUCCAAAUGCGUGCUGCAGGUGGUGUAGCUUCAUCAGCUGUCAUGGAGAAAUUAUCUUCGGAUCAGGCUCAACAGGCCAUGGACGCGACUGACAAACUAGAGCAUGAACUAGGCCUUCGAUUGGUCAACCGGCUUGUACGCGCCCUUUGUGCUCGUCUCGCAUAUCAUGAAAUAUCCAAGGCACGUCAGGUCUAUACGCUCGAACUUCCGAAACAACGCAAGAUCAGCGUCCUCGACCGCAUAGUUGAUCAUCUUAGCGAACAUCAUACAUUUCGAAACUCUGGAGCUGAUCACCCAUCUCAUCAACCGACUGGGCCUUCACCUGUUAUUGUGGAAUGGCUCCGAACACUACUUUUACGAGAAUGGGACGGGAAUCCUGAAUUGGCUCGCAGUAGUGCCGCUGGAGGCGCAGUACAAAUAUUGGCUCUGAUGUAUAAAGAACGAAACAGGCUGGGCCUCUCCUCCGAAGACUUCCAUACCCCCCUUCUUGCAGAGCGGCUGGACCCUCUCGAAAUGCCCGUGGCAUGGGUGGGAAGCCUUACGAACAACCGUACAAUACACCUCAUGUCGUACUGUUUCCUUUUCCCGCCUUCUUUUCUUGUCAUUUAUUUCCGAGCUUUGAACUACUCCGCCAUGUCCAAAUACUACGAAGCUGCCAUGACUACUACGAGGCACGUCACUCAAACUGCUUAUAGCAAUACUAUUACGAUUGCCGAUGACUCGUCAUUAUUGCAACGGAUGAAGAUCUCAAUGUCUACCUACUUUGUUCUCAAUGUCCGACGAGACAAUAUCUUAACGGAUUCCUUAAAUCAGCUUUGGCGUCGCGAGAAGCGGGAGUUGAUGAGGCCACUCAAAGUUCAAAUGGGCAUGGAUGAAGGUGAAGAAGGCAUGGACCAUGGUGGUGUUCAACAGGAGUAUUUCCGAGUGUUAAUGGCUGAAGCUCUGAAUCCAUCAUAUGGCAUGUUCACUAUGGACACCCGCCACCACCUUUCUUGGCCCCGCCCUUGCCCAUUGGAGCCAUUGUACAAGUUCGAGCUCAUCGGACUUUUGAUGUCUAUCGCAGUGUACAAUGGACUGACGCUUCCCGUUAAUUUCCCAGUUGCAUUCUACCGCAAGCUGUUGGGUCUCAAGGUGAAGAAACUGGAUCAUAUUCGUGAUGGCUGGCCAGAACUUACCCAGGGUCUUGACAUGCUUCUUUCAUGGAAUGAUGGUGAUGUCGGCGAUGUUUUCAUGCGCACAUAUGAAUUCAGCUUUGAGUCCUUCGGUGGGAUUGAAAAUGUCGAUAUGCAGAAAGUCGGCCGGGAUGCCGUAUGGCCAAAGCCACCGAAGGCUGCUGGUGGAAGCCCUGCUCCAAAAAACAGCGCAUACAUCAAUGCACCCCACUACUUUGAUGCACUGCAAGAGGUCCCAUCUUCUAUGGCGGUUGAGGCAUCUACUCCCACACCUUUGUCGGGGACAGAGGAGACAACGAAACCAGCCUCGGGAUCAUCGCCCCUUCAAUCCCCUUCCCCUCCCUCGGAUGAAGCACCCUUGGUGACCAAUCUCAAUCGACACCAUUUCGUUAAAGAUUACAUCUUCUGGCUGACAGAUAAAUCGAUUCGGCCACAAUUUGAUGCAUUCGUUCGAGGAUUCUACACAUGUCUUGAUCGCUCUGCACUUUCAAUCUUCACACCCGAGGCUCUGAAGGCGGUGGUUGAAGGCCUCCAGACAAUCGACAUUGAUGAAUUACAAAACCACGCGCGAUACGAAGGAGGCUUUGAACCGAGACACCGGGUCAUUCGGGACUUCUGGAGUGUGGUCCAUGGGUACUCUGAUGAGAAGAAGGCAAAGCUUCUGGAGUUCGUCACUGCAACCGAUCGAGUUCCUGUCAAUGGUAUCUCGACUAUCAUGUUUGUGAUCCAGAAGAACGGCGUAGGAGACGAGCGUCUUCCAACUAGUCUCACAUGCUUUGGACGUCUCUUAUUGCCAGAGUAUUCGUCAAAGGAAGCCCUGGCGGCCAAGCUUGACAAAGCCAUCGAUAAUUCAAGAGGAUUUGGCGUAGCAUAA
Penicillium angulare is the source of this 4041-nucleotide messenger RNA. Its product is annotated as HECT domain protein. The record is from RefSeq and is a predicted model, not a curated record. The transcript has 3 exons. Bases 1 to 4041 code for a protein of 1346 amino acids. NCBI's taxonomy places the organism in Eukaryota, Fungi, Ascomycota, Eurotiomycetes, Eurotiales, Aspergillaceae. Gene Ontology annotation, molecular function: ubiquitin-protein transferase activity.